Adineta ricciae is the source of this 3018-nucleotide messenger RNA. The record is from the annotation of a GenBank genome assembly. NCBI's taxonomy places the organism in Eukaryota, Metazoa, Rotifera, Eurotatoria, Adinetida, Adinetidae.
AUGGCAAGUGAUCGUAUACGAGUCGGAGGACUGUACAUUUCGAAAGUUCUUUUUAACUUCGUCAAUCAAGAAGCUGUACCUGGUACAAACAUUAAUGCUUUCGCUUUUUGGGCGGGUGUACAAGCAAUUGUGAAUGAUUUCGCGCCUGAAAAUCGUGCUCUUUUACAGAAACGCGAUGAUUUACAAGCCAAAAUCGAUCAAUGGCAUCGAACACAUCAAGGCCAGCGCACUGAUGUGGCUACUUACAAAUCAUUUCUAUAUGACAUUGGAUAUUUGUGUCCACGAACUGGUGCUGACAAUUUUCAAAUUAGAACAAGUAAUGUUGAUGAAGAAGUUGCAAUUCGAGCUGGUCCACAAUUAGUUGUACCAUUGAUGAAUGCUCGAUUUACAUUGAACGCUGCCAAUGCUCGUUGGGGCUCGCUCUACGAUGCUUUAUAUGGAACAGAUGCCAUACCAGAACUGGAUGGUUGUGAGAAAACAACGAAAUAUAACAAAAAACGUGGUGAUAAAGUCAUUGCGUUCACGCGUAAAUUUCUUGAUGAAGCUGUUCCAUUAUCCGACGGUUUAUCACAUGCUAAUGCUCAAAAAUAUAGCGUCGAAAACGGAGAAUUAAAAAUUACUCUUUUGAAUGGAACAGUUGCUAAAUUACAAUCAUCAGGUCAAUUUGCUGGUUACCAAGGUCAGGCUGAUAAGCCCAGUGCUAUUCUUCUUGUUCAUCACGGUCUUCACAUUGAAAUCCAAAUCGAUCCGCCGCGUAGCCGAAACGAUCCAGCUGGCGUCAAGGAUGUGAUAAUUGAAUCGGCAUUGACAACGAUUGUCGAUUGUGAAGAUUCAGUAGCAGCAGUGGAUGCUGAUGACAAAGUUGAAAUAUACCGAAAUUGGUUGGGAUUAAUGAAAGGCACUCUGGAAGCACGAUUUAGUAAAGGCAAAGAAACAAUUACAAGAAAGUUAAAUCCUGAUCGAGUUUAUACGUCCAAAACUGGCAGUACUUUGACAUUACCUGGCCGAUCUUUACUUUUCAUCCGUCAUGUUGGUCAUCUAUUGUAUACGAAUGCAGUUCUCGAUAAAGAUCAUCAGGAAAUUCCUGAAGGUAUUCUUGAUGUCGUCAUAACAAGUUUAAUUGCUUUACAUGAUCUUAAAAAUACGUCGACACAGACGAUUAAAAAUAGUCGUACGGGUUCGAUGUAUAUCGUCAAACCAAAACAACACGGUCCAGAAGAAGUAGCAUUUACAUCGCGAUUGUUUUCACGCGUGGAAGAUCUUCUUCAAUUGCCGCAGCAUACUUUGAAAAUGGGCGUCAUGGAUGAAGAGCGGCGAACAACAUUGAAUCUUAGUGCUUGCAUUCGUGAAGCAAAAGAUCGAUUAGUUUUCAUAAACACGGGAUUUCUUGAUCGAACUGGCGAUGAAAUUCAUACAUCAAUGGAAGCUGGUCCAGUCCUACCGAAAGGGCAAUUGAAAGACACGAAGUGGCUAUCGGCCUAUGAGAAAAAUAACGUCGACGUCGGUUUAAGACAUAGUCUACCAGGCAAAGCACAAAUUGGUAAAGGCAUGUGGGCCAUGCCUGACAUGAUGUCAGCAAUGAUUCAACAGAAAAUCGCUCAUCUGAAAGCAGGAGCAACAUGUGCAUGGGUCCCCUCGCCAACUGCAGCUACUCUUCAUGCUUUACAUUAUCAUCAAGUGGAUGCUUUUGCUCGUCAAGCUGAUAUUGCAGCUUCAUCAUCGUUACUCAAUGAUUAUCUCGAUGAUUUACUAACUAUUCCAGUUUUAACGAAAAAACUUACAUCCGAAGAAAUUCAACGAGAAUUAGACAACAAUGCUCAAAGUAUUCUUGGUUACGUUGUUCGUUGGAUUGAUCAAGGUAUCGGCUGCUCAAAAGUACCCGACAUUGAUAAUGUUGGAUUAAUGGAAGAUCGAGCAACGUUACGUAUUUCAAGUCAAUUACUUGCUAAUUGGUUACGACAUGGAUUAAUCAACAGACAACAGACCGUCGAAACAUUUCAACGAAUGGCCAAGAUUGUUGAUCAACAAAAUGCGGACAGUUCUGAUUAUCGACCGAUGUCAGUUGAUUUUGAUGGCAGUAUUGCGUUUCAAGCUGCGCUCGAUCUUGUUCUCGAUGGUGCUCAACAACCGAAUGGUUAUACAGAACCGAUUCUUCAUCGUCGACGACGCGAAUUCAAAGCAAAACAACAGAAAACAACAGCAGAAAUUCGCAAAUUUUCUUGUUCUCUCCAUGUUUCUUAUCGUUUCUUCGUCGUUACCUAUUUCUUCGUUUCUACAAUACAUUUCUCGACAAUGGCACGGGAACUAUCUUGCGGAGUUGCCUUUUCUCGAGUGAUUUGUGGCAUAGGCAUUUACAUCAAGGUCGAUACACAUUUUAACGAUGUCCUCACCAAACUUUCACACGUGAGCGACUUCAAAAGUCAAUCGUUGGGAUUUUUAGCCUUUAUUCUAAUUGGUGGCGGACUGUUCGCUGUUCUUAUAUCUUUACUCGGUUGCCUUGGAACUCUACGUCACAACAGAUGCUUACUGUACUCCUAUGCUGUGAUUUUAAUCGUUCUAGUCAUUCUUCAGUUAGCUGGCUUUAUCACAGCCAUUGUUUUCAAAGAUAAACUCGAAUCGGUAUACAAGGAUGGUUUAACGCAAGUUUUCACCACUGCUCUCGAUAACAAUGACACUGUAGUCAUAGACGCUUUCCAUGAUCUUGAGAAGUCUCUGACGUGCUGCGGAGUAAAUGGCAUCCAAGAUUACAUCAAUCACAAUGUCAAGCCGCCAACACUAUGUUUUGAAAACCCUGUUAAAGGCUGUCCUAAGACCAUCAUUGAUUUAUUAGAAAAGAAUUUACCGAUUGUUGCUGCAUGUGCAAGCAUUUUGCUACUUUUCGAAUUACUUGGUUUAAUAUUUGCAUUUGUAUUAGCUCGUGCACUGAAAAAUGCCGAUGUUGAAAUAUAUUCAUCCAAACCAGGCGAAGUGAUCAGUGGAAUUAUACCAGGACGACGUCGUAAUUAUCGAAAUAUUUGA